Populus euphratica (Euphrates poplar) is the source of this 2305-nucleotide messenger RNA. RefSeq names its product serine carboxypeptidase-like 27. Gene Ontology annotation, cellular component: vacuole. Bases 695 to 2101 code for a protein of 468 amino acids. The record is from RefSeq and is a predicted model, not a curated record. Gene Ontology annotation, biological process: proteolysis. The transcript has 8 exons. Lineage: Eukaryota; Viridiplantae; Streptophyta; Magnoliopsida; Malpighiales; Salicaceae. Gene Ontology annotation, molecular function: serine-type carboxypeptidase activity.
CCUGAACUUCAGUUUUGAUUGAUUGGUUAGCAUUAGAAAUGAUAGAUAUAGAGAAAAAAACAUGUAUGAUUAGAAAAAUAGAAAUAAAUUCAUCUCCGAUAGAGUUUUAGAAUGAAUUUCUAUAUUUUUAAGAUAGAAAAUACAACAAUGCAUGUCUUAUCCAUCUCUGUUUCUUCUAUAUCAAUACAGCAACUCAAGUGAUACGUCUAUACGCAAAAUUUCUUGCUGAAGUAAGGGUAGUUUAAAAUGCCUCUUAUUUUUAGCAGUAAAAGAAGAAAAAGGAACGCUAAAAGAACAUUUGUUGAUACCGUUUCAAGGUGAGCAUAACUGCUCAACAGUUUUGGAUUAAAAAAACAAAAAGGGGAAAAAUCUGGAUGAUGAAGUAGGAGCACAAACUACCAUGUACCAACCCAAAAAAAAAUCGACCACCAUAUCAUGUGUGCAUGCAAUUCAACAAAAGGAAGUACCAUGGACAGCGCAGAGGGCAUGUAAGAAGUCAAUAAAUAAUAACAUAUAACUGACUUUGCAGGCUACACAGUUUUUUCUAAGUAACACAUGCUUUGGCUAUACUCUUAGACAACCUAAAAGCAGGGGCUGAAGUCAAUUGUUAACGAGCUAACAACUAAUUUAAACACCCUUUAAAGACCCCGAAACCCGCAUUCAAGACAGACAAGCAAAGCCUGAUUUUUCACUUAUGGCAAUGCACAUUAGGACCUCUUCUCGCUCUCUCCUCUACGUCUUAAAUCUUGCUACACUCCUGCUUUCUACUAUUGCGGCCACCAAUCACGGUCACCUUGAAGAGCAGAGGAGGGAUAAGAUUAUCAAGCUACAUGGGCAGCCACCAAACGUGAGCUUCUCUCAAUUCUCUGGCUACAUUACUGUGGACCCGUUGGCAGGACGGGCUCUCUUUUAUUGGUUGAUUGAGGUCCCCAAGAUUGUCAAGCCCAAGUCAAAGCCACUAAUUCUAUGGCUCAAUGGUGGGCCUGGCUGCUCAUCUGUGGCCUAUGGAGCUUCAGAGGAGGUCGGUCCAUUCAGGGUCCGACCCGAUGGCAAGACCCUGCAUUUGAAUCCAUAUGCUUGGAAUAAAGUGGCAAAUUUGCUGUUUCUUGAUUCACCUGCUGGUGUGGGAUUUUCUUAUUCAAAUACUUCAUCAGAUACAUACACGGUUGGUGACAAGAGGACAGCCAAAGAUGCUUACACUUUUCUGGUUAACUGGUUUGAGAGGUUCCCUCAAUACAAGCACAGGCCUUUUUACAUUGCUGGAGAAAGCUACGCAGGUCAUUACAUCCCUGAGCUGUCACGAAUUAUAGUCCGGAGAAAUAAGGGAGUCAAGAAUCCUGUCAUUAAUUUCACAGGUUUCUUGUUGGGCAAUCCUCUUAUAGAUGAUUAUCACGAUAACGUUGGCACACACGAGUUCUGGUGGAACCAUGGAUUGAUAUCCGAUUCUACUUAUAAAGAUCUAAAGAAGUUCUGCCCAAACAGUACUUUCUUGUUCCCAAAAAGUGAAUGCAACAGUGCUUUAAAUAGGGCAUAUUCAGAGUUUGGAGAUAUAAAUCCUUAUAGCAUUUACAGCUCUCCUUGCAAUAAAAUCACUACUCUUAGAGACUAUCUAAACCAUUCACUGCCAUGGAAAUUCAGAGGAAAUGACGAGUGUCUGGUGAUGUACACAAAAAGAUACAUGAACCGCCCAGAGGUGCAAAGGGCUCUUCAUGCCAAUAUUACCAGGAUUCCUCAUCCUUGGGCCACUUGCAGCUCUAUUGUCAGGAGAAACUGGAGUGAUUCUCCUAAAUCCAUGUUGCCAAUCUUCAAAGAACUUAUAGCAGCUGGUAUUAGAAUAUGGGUUUUCAGUGGUGAUACAGAUGCGAUUUUGCCACUAACUGCAACCAGAUACUCCAUUAAUGCUCUACGGCUAAAAACCAACAUAAGCUGGUAUGCUUGGCACGACGACCAUCAUCAGGUCGGUGGGUGGAGCCAAGUUUACAAGGGCUUGACCUAUGUGACAGUGAGGGGAGCAGGGCAUGAGGUGCCUUUAACUCAGCCUCGACUUGCUUUAUUGCUAUUUAGGCAAUUUCUGAAAAACGAACCCAUGCCAGCAUUUUAGUCCUAGAAGACUUGCUGUUGUUUAAUCCUGAAGGUUACUAGCUGCGUAUAGAGUGUUUUUAUUUUUCUUUUCAAAUCAUUAUUUGAUUAAACAAAUUAAAAGUAUAAAUGACAAAAAUUAGAAAUCUUUUUAGCCUCAUUGUCUUCCCGCUGCUCGGCUAAGAAUAAAGAAUGAACAUUAAAAGUCUUCUGGUCUUUUCAAUUA